This is a messenger RNA of Cucumis melo (muskmelon), 3884 nucleotides long. Its product is annotated as putative pentatricopeptide repeat-containing protein At3g16890, mitochondrial. Lineage: Eukaryota; Viridiplantae; Streptophyta; Magnoliopsida; Cucurbitales; Cucurbitaceae. Gene Ontology annotation, molecular function: protein binding. The transcript is spliced from 4 exons. Bases 44 to 2128 code for a protein of 694 amino acids. The record is from RefSeq and is a predicted model, not a curated record.
ACAAAGAGGCUCUCGAGCGUUAAGCUCAGUCUCGUGAAAGGCCAUGAGAGGGUUUCUUUCUUUGGCUUUCAGGGAAACGCCUGUUUUGAGAAAUCGACCACUACAAGCUUACACUCCGAUCAACAAUCAUCGGAGGCAAUUCCCGUCCGAUUCAAUACAACGAACUUCAAAACAAAGCUCCUUUAACAACAUUGUUGAAGCGCCUUCGAGAGGUAAUCCUUCCCCACUAACUACUCCGUUAAAGGCUUCCAGUUCGAUUCAGCUUUCCACUCGUCCGUCUCUUGCUGAUGAUGAACAUAAACCAAUUGAUCAUUCAUAUAUUUCCAAGAUUCUUUUAAGCAAAGACUGGUUUCUAUUGUUAAAUCACGAGUUUAAGGCGAAGAGGAUCGUUUUGUCUCUUCAAUUUGUUGUUAGCAUUCUGCAAAAUCAAGACAACCCAUUAAAUGCUAUUAGGUUUUAUAUCUGGGUUUCGAAUGCCGACCCUUUACUUGUAAAGGGACAAGUGAUUCAAGGGGUUCUUGGUCGCAACCUUUAUCGAGAAGGCCCUGACCGUCCGGUGCUAUUAUCUGUUGAUCUUCUUCAGCAAAUUAAAGAGUCUGGUCUUAAAGUGACAGAGGAAUUACUCUGUAUAUUAUUUGGCAGUUGGGGUAGAUUGGGUUUGGCAAAAUACUGUGUAGAGGUAUUUGGGCAAAUUGGGUUGUUGGGUCUUAAUCCCACCACCAGACUGUACAAUGCUGUAAUUGAUGCAUUGAUCAAGUCCAAUUCGUUAGACCUGGCUUAUUUGAAAUUUCAACAAAUGUCUUCCCAUAACUGUGUCCCUGAUAGGUUCACUUAUAACAUUCUCAUCCAUGGUGUUUGUAGGCUUGGGGUGGUGGAUGAGGCACUUCGUCUGAUGAAACAAAUGGAGGGCUUGGGAUAUUUUCCGAAUGUUUUCACAUAUACAAUCUUGAUUGAUGGAUUUUUCAAUGCUAAAAGGGCUGAUGAAGCAUUCAAAGUUUUGCAGACAAUGAAGGAGAGGAAUGUGGUUCCAAAUGCAGCUACUAUGAGAUCCUUGGUUCAUGGAGUUUUUCGUUGUAUUGCUCCAGAUAAGGCUUUUGAACUUUUGUUGGAAUUUGUUAAGAGGAAGCAGGGUGUAUCUCAAUUGGUUUGUGACAAUAUUCUAUAUUGCCUUUCAAAUAAUUCUAUGGCCAGUAAGGCUGUCAUGUUUUUGAGUAAAACUGGCAAAGAGGGUUAUGUUCCGAGCAGUUCAACCUUCAAUGUGACCUUGGCGUGUCUAUUAAAAAAGCUAGACUUGAAGGAAACAUGCACUAUAUUUGAUAAUUGUGUGCAGAGUGGUGUCAAGCCAGGGUUCAGUACAUAUCUUACGCUUAUUGAAGCCUUGUAUAAGGCAGGGAAAAUGGAGAUUGGAAACCGAUAUAUGGAUCGGUUAAUAAAUGAUGGUCUUAUUUCCAACAUAUAUUCAUAUAACAUGGUCAUUGAUUGCCUCUGCAAAGGCAAAUCAAUGGACAGAGCAUACGAAAUCUUCAGGGAUCUGCAUAAUAGAGGCAUUUCUCCAAAUAUUGUUACUUACAAUACGCUUAUCGGUGGGUUUUGCAGAAAUGGAAAUAUGAACAAAGCUCAGGAACUUCUUGAAAUUCUAUUAGAAUGUCGUUUUAGACCAGAUAUCUUCACAUUUAAUUCACUAAUUGAUGGCCUCUGUCAAGCACAUAAGCAUGAGGAUGCGUUUGGUUGUUUCACUGAAAUGGUUGAGUGGGAUGUCCCUCCAAAUGUUAUCACAUAUAAUAUAUUGAUACGUUCCUUCUGUGCGAUUGGAGAUGUUUCUAGAUCUACCCAUCUGUUGCGACAAAUGCAACUUCAUGGUCUACAACCUGAUACUUUCUCCUUCAAUGCUCUCAUCCAAGGGUACAUUGGAACAAAUAGGGUUCAGAAGGCUGAGAAGCUCUUUUGUUCUAUGUUAAGGUUGGGUAUACAGCCUGACAAUUAUACAUAUGGUGCUCUUAUUAAAUCAUUGUGCAAAUCAGGUAGGCAUGAUGAAGCAAGAGAGAUCUUUCUCUCAAUGAAGGAGAAUGGUUGUACUCCUGACUCUUAUACUUGCAGUCUUUUUAGCGGCACUCUUGCCCAUAGUUAGACCUUUAUGAGGAUUAGGGAUAUUGUGAAGAUUGAACAAAAUAUGAUGGCAAAAACAUUUUAUAAACAACUUGGAAAUUGGGAUCGGUUGCUUUUUGGUACUGAUCUCACGAUGUUCCAAAUUUUCGAGCACUUCCAAAAUGAGUGUUCCUUGUUUCAGAGAGAGGAAGCCAAGUGAUUCACAUUUCAUUUGGUCAACAGUGUUGCCUAACUAAUCAAUGUGCACGAGCAAGUUUGAAUAUCCACAGUUAUUAAAAAAACAUCACGGUGUUCUCCUAAGUUUUGAUGCUUAGCUGUUGGGACAGGAGCAGCAUCUGAUCAAACUUAAGCUGUUAUCAUUAUCUUAGUUUGCAACUUACCAUCUGCUGGCAUUACAAGAGGCUUUAGAAUUUGGCAGGUUAUUUAUACUCUGUAGCUUGGAGCUUCUUCUACUGUGGGAAAAACAGAAAGUUCCUGUAAUGGUAUAACUGUCUUUCAUGUGACCUACAAUUUAUCAAAAUUUCAGUAAGGGGAAAAUACUUUAUUGGUUAUGUGAAAAGGGGAUCAGAUGUUAUCUUACUAUGUUUUCAGAAAGAAGAGUCCAAGUUUGAAGGACUUUUACUCUGAUUUCUUUGAAACUAUUAGCUUUGGCUUGAUUUGAGGACUGGACGCUCCAUUGCAGAUGAUGAAUCAGGUCUUUUAAUUAUCAUGUGAGACAUUGGGGACAUUCUUACUGCUUCUCUAUCGCCAAUAGAAAUGAAAACAAAAUUACCAGAAAUCUUGAUCAUUAUUUUCUUGUGCUAUUCCAUUUUACCCUUUUCUGUUUAUCAUGUCAGAAUGAUGAAUGCCAUAAAAACGACUUGACUUGGGUGAUUCUAUUCUGUUGGUUUCACAUCUAAGCUCUUAUGAUGGAGAUAAAAUAGUGGUAAAGCUGGCUUAUAUAUGCCUUUACUUUUCUCUCUGCAGAUAGGCUAGGUGGAUGCAUGACUGUAUGUAAGGUUAACCCUGUAGAAAUAUUCUCCAAGAACUUGAUCUUGUCAAGAUGCUGUCCUUGUGAUAGAGCCCCCCUCCCCGGUUGGCCCAACCGCUCUUUUUAUGAGGGCUGCAACUGCAAACCCCUCGUGUAUCGUCAAAUUUGUGAGGCUCGGAGCGUCAUCUACGUAGUAACUUAUCAACUUGUAGUUGCCGACGAAGCAAAGUAUCAGUGUAUUGAUGGCUAGCUACUGACAUUCCUUUGGUUCUGAGAGAAUAUUUGUCUAUUUACUAAAUCUGGACCACUGCAUUGAUCCCAUUUGGUUCUGCCAUUCUGCAAUGCAUUUUGCAGGGUAUAGUUAUUUGUCGAGAUGAAGAUGGAUUAGUUGGGGCUCGAGCGAGCGGUUGCUUUGUCUCGAAUCAUAAUGUCUCCACAAGACUGAAGUUCUGGGAUGAGUUGAUCAGAUUGCUUGUCAGCCAAGUUUGCUUCAACAUCGUGAGCUUUACUCAGUCAUUAAGAAACGAAAAUAAGGCUGCAAUACAAUGUAGAAUAUUCUAUUGAGUACGAAUCCGAGAUCUCAAAGCUUAUAAAUUUAGAAACUUUACAAGAUCAGAGAUACGAGCCUAAUCUAGUAAGGAGGUGUUUAAACUGACUUUUAAGUAAGCGCUUAUAGGUACAAAAAAGUGUCGAUCAACAUUUAAAAAGUAAAUUCAAAUAGAGACCAAGAAGAUUUGAGUAGAAAUUCACAUGUUAUUCGAAUUCUCCUACUCCUAUGAAUGACUAAUUUGUGUUGUUUUACCUAUAA